AUGGCGCACCCAGCGCAGUCGAGUCGCCAGUCCUGGGGGCGUGUUUUAGGUUUGUCCUCGAGAGGUAUCAGCAUAACCGCUCAGCGCUUUUGCGACGUGACGUCGCUGUACUUCGCCCUGGAUGGGUCCAAGCUCCGGCCUAUUCAGGUGCCUUCACCGGCUUUCCUGCUAAUGUCGUUUGACACCGCUGGUUGUCACGAGCUUGCUCAUGGCUAUCACGAUGCGCUCGCAUUGGUACGGCCCUUUGCUGACAAGAUCCUCAAGAAGCAGAAAACCUGGGAACUGAGGAAUCGGCCAACCAACAUCCGCGGGUCCAUUGGUCUCAUGGAGGUGGAAAAUUCCCUUUCCUGCACAUCCCUGGCAACGAACGGUCGCAAAGGAAAGUGGAGAGCGGACUUCAGGCUGGAAGACAAGCAGGAUGCCCUGGGCGAAGCUGGCAUCCCUCACCGGGCAAGCUCGACAGACUGUCAGCAGGUGUCCUGGCAUUGGCCUCGAUUGGAGCUUUGCGAGCUAGACGGGCCAACAAGGUUGCUCUGGCUGCUGCUGGCCCUCAAGGCAGGCGUCUUGCAGCCUGAGUGGGCUGCCGCACUCCGUUCUGGCAAGGCACCCCGAAGCAGCGGAGAUGGCUCUGUUGGCCCGGGUUCGGGCCCACUUCGUUUUGACCUCAUUGGAGGGCCCAGCGAGGGAGAAAGCGAGCUCAUGCUGUAUCUGUCCGACAUCGACUUCACUGGGACGGUACCGGCGGUGCAGUUUCCCAGUCUCGUGGACAGCUUCGAGCCGCUUUGGCGAUGCACUCUACCCGCAGAGGACCGGAAGACCGGCUUUGCAGAGCUGGCUCAGGCGGUGGAGGAGUGGCUGCGCCAGCAAGUUGCAGAAGGGCGCAGAGUCGUGCUCUUGGGCGAUGGCUUUGGCGGCCUGCUGGCCCUCGCGGUGGCUCUACAGCUUGGCCGGGCAUUGAAGGGCCUCGUGCUCGUGAACCCUGCCACGGGCCUCGUGCAGAAGCCUUGGCAAAGCCUGGGUGGGGCUCUUCCGGUGAAGCCUCUAGCGGAGUUGUUGCAGGGAGCUCCUGCAGUUGGGGGCCAGGCGAGCUUCGAGCAUGGCCUCGGAGAUUUGAUCGUUAAGGCAGCCACGAGUGCAGCGGGCUUCCGGUCGGCUGCCUUGGCUGCUCGGAGUGGGACGCUGGACUUUCGGCUCAGGGCUUGGCUUCGAGACGGCUGGGAAGCUGUGUCCUGCGACUUGCGGCGCCCGGCCAGUCGAACUUCUCUGCCGGCCACCCUGCUGACAUUCUCCAAGGAUGACGCGCUGCUGCCCUCCUCCAGCGAAGCAGGCGAGCUCCGAGGGCUACUGGCAGAGCGCUGCCUCACGGGUCGGCUGCAGCUUAAGGAGCUGGAGAGCAGAAGUCAUGAGCCCUUGGCCAGCGACAUCGACUUUGCAACGAUUGUGAAGGAGUCCCCAAUCUUUGCCUACAAGGAUCCCGUCACAGGUUACGAGUUCCCAAGCUUGGAGGAGCUUGAAGAGGGCUCCAAGGGCGUGGAGAGGAUCGCCUCCGUGGUCUCCCCGGUCUUCUGCAGUUUCGAUGCUUCCUCCCCUUCCCUGCGAUCCUUCGGUUUGGGUGGCGUCCCCACGCCGGCGGAGGCCGGAGAUCGUCCGGUGCUCCUGGUAGGCAACCACCAGAUCGGUGGUCUGGAUCUUGGGCCGCUGGUCCGGGAGUUCCUGGUGACACGGGGCGUGGUUGCCCGAGGCCUCGCCUACCCUGGCGCGAUGCGUCGGAUGACGACGGAACGGGGACCUUCACAAUUCCAAACCUUUGGUGCCGUCCCGGUCUCACCUCGGAACAUCUUCAAACUUCUGCAGCAAGGAGAGAUGGUGCUGCUUUUCCCCGGCGGUGUGCGAGAGGCCUUGCAUGGUCCGGGGGAGGCCUACAAGCUUUUCUGGCCAAGCAAGACGGACUUUGUCCGGGUCGCCGCCCGCUUUGAUGCCCUCGUGGUGCCAUUUGCUGGAGUUGGGGCAGACGACAAUGUCCAGGUCCUUGCAAACUCCAGAGAACUCCGGAGUAAGGCAGAGGAGCUGCUACCCUUCAUGGCACGCAGCCAGCCGAAAUCUGGUGGCCUUAUGCCGGUCUCCGAGUCCCUCGAGGCGGGGAUGAGCGUUCCGUUCAUGGCACCGCCACUGUCGCUGGCAACACAAUCAAGCCCGGGCAUUGGGGAUCGCUUCUACUUCAGCUUCGGCAAGCCCGUUGACUUGAAAGACGUGAGCCCCAAGGACAAAAGCGCUUGCAAGAAGGCUUACGCCAGCAUCCGCAAAGCCGUUGAGCAGGAACUGGAAUGGCUGCAGCAGGCACGCUUGGAGGAUCCCUUCCGCGACCUGCUCCGACGCCAGCUUUUCGAGCGCGUGGCCAGCAUCGAGCCCUCCAUGCGGCGCAUCCCGGAGGGCCCCUUGGAAGGCCAAGUCGUGAGGACUUACGCCAACCGGGCGCCAUCAUUUCCGGUUGAAGACCUCCCACCGCCACAAAGCGAUUUUGUUUGUGACGAAGACGAGGUUGGCUCGUCGAAGCUGGUGGGACGGGCCGACCUCGUCGACUGCUUCCUGCUUGGCCGACGCGUGAAGGACCGUUGGGUGAUGAAGAGGCACCUCAAGAGCCUGACACACACCUUCAAGAAACACCGUUGCCGUCCCGAGGACGUUCGAAAGAUCGGCUACACCACGUGCUGA
Molecule: messenger RNA, 2712 nt
Organism: Symbiodinium necroappetens
Lineage: Eukaryota; Dinophyceae; Suessiales; Symbiodiniaceae
Source: the annotation of a GenBank genome assembly